AAAACAAGCCAGAGGGUGGCUUCAGAAGGAAGAUGAUCCCCAUGUGUUCUGUCUCUGCAUCUGAGCUUUUGAAGAGAAGAUUCCAGCUCGAGGGAUUCUUAAAGCCUUAAGUUACUUGAAAUCUAUGUAUUUGCAGCCCUUUGUCUCUGGAAUCGCAUUACACUAAACUGGAAUCUCAGGCUGAAUAAGAAGAACCAAGUUGAGUGAAAAGAAGAACACUCAGUUUCUUUAUCACCACUUGUUAACGAUGCUCUUUCUCCAAAGGGUCAGCCCUCUCUUCCUCUGAGAACUUGAAAAUAAAAAUGGACCCCACGUUGUUUUUAAGUAUUACCUUUUCUUAGCAGACUGCCGUCAUCUUUUAUAGAGGAAUUUUUUCACUAUGCAUUUGGUGGAUCUUUAUAAAAUACUGACCUUCUAAUUAGAACCGGGUCAGUCUUAAAAGGGGGUCAGGGAAAACAGCGCAAGCCAACCACAAAAAUAACAUCGAUCUGUCAGUUAAAGCAAUUUUUCGGCAUUCAGCAUUACUUUUUAAGUAAAACGGUUCUUCAGAAAAAAGUAUGUAUGCAGCGGUGGAGCACGGGCCUGUCCUGUGCAGCGACUCCAACAUCCUCUGCCUGUCCUGGAAGGGCCGCGUCCCCAAGAGCGAGAAGGAGAAGCCCGUGUGCAGGAGGCGCUACUACGAGGAGGGCUGGCUGGCCACGGGCAACGGGCGCGGCGUUGUUGGCGUGACCUUCACCUCCAGCCACUGCCGCCGGGACAGGAACACUCCGCAGAGAAUCAACUUCAACCUUCGGGGCCACAAUAGCGAGGUCGUGUUGGUGAGGUGGAACGAGCCGUACCAGAAGCUGGCCACGUGCGAUGCGGACGGCGGGAUAUUCGUGUGGAUCCAGUACGAAGGGCGGUGGUCUGUGGAGCUGGUCAACGACCGCGGGGCCCAGGUGAGUGAUUUCACGUGGAGCCACGAUGGGACUCAAGCACUUAUUUCAUAUCGAGAUGGGUUUGUCCUGGUUGGUUCUGUCAGUGGACAAAGACACUGGUCAUCUGAGAUCAACUUGGAAAGUCAAAUCACAUGUGGCAUAUGGACGCCCGAUGACCAACAGGUGCUGUUUGGCACGGCUGACGGGCAGGUGAUCGUCAUGGACUGCCAUGGCAGGAUGCUGGCCCACGUCCUCCUGCACGAGUCAGACGGCAUCCUCAGCAUGUCUUGGAACUACCCCGCCUUCCUAGUGGAGGACAGCAGCGAGAGUGACACCGACUCCGAUGACUACUCCCCGCCCCAAGAUGGCCCAGCGGCGUAUCCCAUCCCAGUGCAGAACAUCAAGCCGCUGCUCACCGUCAGCUUCACCUCAGGAGACAUCAGCUUGAUGAACAACUAUGACGACUUGUCUCCUACUGCCAUCCAGUCGGGGCUGAAAGAGGUGGUGGCCCAGUGGUGCACGCAGGGAGACCUCCUGGCAGUCGCUGGUAUGGAACGCCCGACCCAGCUUGGUGACCUUCCCAAUGGCCCUCUUCUGAAGAGUGCCAUGGUCAAGUUCUACAAUGUUCGUGGGGAGCACAUCUUUACACUGGACACGCUUGUGCAACGCCCCAUCAUCUCCAUCUGCUGGGGACACCGGGACUCUCGGCUGCUGAUGGCGUCAGGACCGGCCCUGUACGUGGUACGUGUGGAGCACCGGGUGUCCAGCCUGCAGCUGCUGUGCCAGCAGGCCAUUGCCAGCGCCCUGCGAGAGGACAAGGACGUCAGCAAGCUGACCCUGCCCCCCCGCCUUUGCUCUUACCUCUCCACUGCCUUCAUCCCCACCAUCAAGCCCCCAAUUCCAGACCCCAGCAACAUGCGAGACUUCGUCAGCUACCCGUCGACCGGCAGCGAGCGUCUGCACUGCACCAUGAAGCGCACAGAGGACGACCCCGAGGUGGGCGGCCCCUGCUACACGCUCUACCUGGAGCACCUGGGCGGGCUCGUGCCCAUCCUCAAGGGGCGGCGCAUCAGCAAGUUGCGGCCCGAGUUCGUCAUCAUGGACCCACGGACAGAUGGCAGAUCAGAUGAAAUCUAUGGAAACAGCUUGAUUUCCACGAUGAUUGACAGCUGCAACUGCUCAGACUCCAGUGACAUUGAACUGAGUGAUGACUGGGCUGCCAAGAAGUCUCCCAAAAUCUCCCGAGCUAGCAAAUCACCUAAACUCCCAAGGAUCAACAUUGAGGCUCGCAAGUCCCCCAAGCUGUCGCGUGCUGCUCAGGAGAUAUCCCGGUCUCCUCGCCUGCCCAUGCGCAAGCCGUCCAUCGGCUCGCCCAGCCUGACGCGGAGGGAGUUUCCCUUUGAAGACAUCACUCAGCACAACUAUCUUGCUCAGGUCACGUCUAAUAUCUGGGGAACCAAAUUUAAGAUUGUGGGCUUGGCUGCUUUCCUGCCAACCAACCUCGGUGCAGUAAUCUAUAAAACCAGCCUCCUGCAUCUCCAGCCGCGGCAGAUGACCAUCUAUCUCCCGGAGGUUCGGAAGAUUUCCAUGGACUUUGUUAAUUUACCUGUCUUCAACCCAAAUGUUUUCAGUGAAGAUGAAGAUGAUUUACCAGUGACAGGAGCAUCUGGUGUGCCCGAGAACAACCCACCUUGCACCGUGAACAUCCCCAUCGCCCCCAUCCACAGCUCGGCUCAAGCGAUGUCCCCCACGCAGAGCAUCGGGCUGGUGCAGUCCCUGCUGGCCAACCAGAAUGUGCAGCUGGACGUCCUGACCAAUCAGACCACAGCCGUGGGCGCAGCCGAGCACGCAAGCGACAGCGCCGCCCAGUACCCCGUGCCCAGCCGCUACUCCAGCCCUGGCCAGGUGAUCUUCGGGGGCGUGGAGAUGAGCCGCGUCAUCCCCAACCCCCCUCAGCUGUCCCUGCCGCCGCCAGCACAGGGGGCCAUCCAGCUGUCCGUGCUGGACCACGGGGACCGAGACCACGAGCACCUGCAGAAGCCAGCCAAGGCCCUGCGGCCGGUGCCACAGUUGGCCACCGAGGGGGACGCGGUGGUGUUCAGCGCCCCCCAGGAGGUCCAGGUGGCCAAGAUGAACCCCCCACCCCCCUACCCGGGAACCAUCCCCGCGGCCCCUACCACCGCGGCGCCGCCGCCCCCGCCACCGCCCCCGCUGCCCCCGCUGGACACGUGCCUGAAGAAGGGCGACUUCUCGCCCUACCCCACGGCGGCGCACUACCAGCCGCCCCUGGGCUACGAGAGGAUCACCACCUUCGACAGCAGCGGCAACGUGGAGGAGGUGUGCCGGCCCCGGACGCGCAUGCUCUGCUCCCAGAACACCUAUGCACUCCCGGGCCCGGGCAGCUCGGCCACGCUGAGGCUCACCGCCACCGAGAAGAAGGUCUCGCAGCCCUGCACCAGCGCCACCCUGAACCGCCUGACGGUCCCGCGCUACUCCAUCCCCCCGGGGGACCCGCCCCCCUACCCCGACCUCGCCGGCCCGCUGGGCCCUCCCGGCCGCGGCGCGGGGCAGAGACCCGACGGCGGCCUCAUCCACGGCACGCUGCGCAGGAACAACCGCGAGGCGGCGCUCAAGGCGGCGCCGCUAGCCGAGCCCCUGCGGCCGCCGCCUCACCCGCCCAGGCCCAAGGGCGCGGCGCAGUUCCCGGCGCGGCCCCCGCCCGCCCUGUACACCUGCAGCCAGUGCAGCGGCGCGGGCGCGGUGGGGAGGCCGGAGCUGGGUGCGGGGGCGCAGCCGGGCGCCGGCCUGGCGCACGCGGCCAGCACCUCCCCGCUGACCUCCCAGUCGUCCUACAGCCUCCUGAGCGCGGGCGACGGCGCCCGCGAGCGCGCCGACUAUGUCAACUCGGCCUUCACCGAGGAUGAGGCGCUGGCCCAGCACUGUCAGGCCGAGAAGCCGCUGCGGCACACCCCGCUGAGCGAAGCCGCCGUGCCCGUGAAGCGGCCGCCCCCCUACCAGUGGGAGCCCGUGCUGGGGGAGGAUGUUUGGGUUCCUCAGGAAAGGACAGCGCAGACCGCGGUGCCCAACCCCCUGAAGCUGCCCCCUUUGAUGGUAGGUCAGAGCCAGCACCUGGAUGUGUCCCGAGUGCCCUUCGUCUCCCCCAAGCCUCCCGCCAGCCCUGCUGCUACUUUCCAGACAGGCUAUGGCAUGGGAGUGCCCUAUCCGGGGGGCUAUAACACCUCCCCUUUGGCGGGGGUGCAGGCUCCCUGCUCCCCGAAAGACGCUCUGGCCCCAGCACAGUUUGCACAACAGGAGUCCGCGGUGGUUCUUCAAACGGCCUACCCGCCCGGCCUCUCCUACUGCACCCUGCCCCCCAUGUAUCCGGGAAGCAGCGCCUGCUCGGGUUUACAGCUGCCACCCAUCGCCUUGCACCCCUGGAAUUCCUACAGCGCGUGCCCGCCCGUGCAGAACCCCCAGGGCGCUCUGCCCCCCAAGGCGCACUUGGUGGUGGAGAAGCCCCUCGUGUCCCCGCCGCCCACGGACCUCCAAAGCCACUUGGGUACAGAGGUGAUGGUAGAGACCGCAGACAACUUCCAGGAAGUGCUCUCCCUGACGGAGAGCCCAGUCCCCCAGCGAACGGAGAAGUUCGGCAAGAAGAACCGGAAGCGGCUGGACAGCCGGGCCGAGGAGGGGAAUGUACAGGCCAUCACUGAGGGCAAAGUGAAGAAGGAGGCUCGGACUUUGAGUGAUUUUAAUUCCCUGAUCUCCAGCCCCCGCCUGGGGAGAGAGAAGAAGAAAGUGAAGAGUCAGAAAGACCAGCUGAAGUCGAAGAAGUUGAAUAAGACAAAUGAGUUCCAGGACAGUUCGGAGAGCGAGCCGGAGCUGUUCAUCAGCGGGGACGAGCUGAUGAACCAGAGCCAGGGCAGCAAGAAGGGCUGGAAGAGCAAGAGGAGCCUGAGGGCGGCCAGCGAGCUGGAGGAGUUCAAGUGCAGGAAAGCCAGCGAGAAAGAGGACGGGCGGCUGGGCAGCCAGGGCUUCGUGUACGUCAUGGCCAACAAGCAGCCUCUCUGGAACGAGGCCACCCAGGUGUACCAGCUGGACUUCGGGGGGCGGGUGACCCAGGAGUCGGCAAAGAACUUCCAGAUCGAGCUGGAGGGGCGGCAGGUGAUGCAGUUUGGAAGGAUUGACGGCAACGCAUACAUCCUGGACUUCCAGUACCCCUUCUCCGCUGUGCAGGCCUUUGCAGUCGCCCUGGCCAACGUGACCCAGCGCCUCAAAUGAAGAGACUGGUGUGGGGAGGAGAAAGCGGUCUGAUCGCAGACGCUGGAGGAGCCUGCACGGCCUGGUGCCCGGGGGACCAGAAGACAAGGGCAAAACUGGAAACGUCUGUCAGGCCCAGGGGAGGGCACUGACCUUUCGUUGUUGUUUGUUUGGGUUUUUAUUAUCCUUUAUUGUGUUUUUUUCUUCUCUUAUUUUUUUAAACAAAAGUAAAAUACAGGAGAGCAGUGUUUGCAAGCAAAGGGUGCAAGGCACCUACCUGGUGGUGUUUAGGAGGUGUGGUCGCUGUGGGAAUGUCCUACUGGGUUUGCUUAUGUCGGCGACGGGACAAGGGGCCCUUCAGAAGGAAGGUUAGACUGCCUUCUCGCCUGCUGUUCUUCUAGACUAGGAGUGUGCAUUGUUUUCAUUCUCCACAACAUCUAGCUUUUAUUAUUCCUCCAACAUCACUACUAGUGUAAAUAUAAAAAACUUUUUAAGAAAAACACAACCAAAAAAUCCUGAAGGUGCAGGUUCUCUUAGGGGGGGACAACAUUUAAUUCACACAUAUUAUGUUAUUCUCCCAGAGGUGACUUGAUUAAUGAGGGGUAUUUUGGCAAAUGCACUGUGUUUGACUAAUAAAAGUAGGCUUUUUACGGGGGUGCUAUUACCAGGUAUAAAUACGAUUUGCUCAUGAGCUCGUAGGGAAAGGAUGACAGGCGAGGAAGGAUCUUCUGCAGGUGUUCAUGUGGGUGGCUCACGUCGUGUGACUUGAAGCAGUACAAGGGCCACGCUCCUCUUCAGAGGGGGUUUACACUGAAGCCUCCACUAGUUUCCUAAUGUGUCAGAAUUCCGUUGGUUCAGUGAUCAUUCAGUCUGAUUGACUUCAGGAGAAAGAUCCCCGAGUAGCGUGUGGGGCAGCAAUUUUCUGGGCUGCGAUGGUGGCUCGUUAGAGACCUGCUGCUGAGAAGUGGGCUUCACUCCCUCUCCCCUCUCAUUGAACCUGGGAACCGUGCCAGAGACGGUGUCUUCCCCAUUAGGUAGCACUGUUCUAUACUUGCUCUUUCUAAAAAUGCUGACAACACUGAUUUGAAAGCACUCCUUUCCUCUUUUGGGCUAUAUUAAAAUUAAGUUGGCUAGAGAUGUUUUCCAGAUUAGAAAUGUAGCAAAAGAAAUGUUAGGCAUUUGCCAGGGUAUGAAAAGAUAAGAGUUAUAAUCAAAUCUUUUGACAAGAGCCCCACAAGCUUUUCUAGAAAAAAAAAAAAAAGUUUAUUAACUGUACAGACUGUUUACUGAGGAGAUAAACCACUGGGAGAACGUGGUUAAAGUUACAGUACUUAAUGUAGUUGGUUGACUGUUCUUUGUUAAUUUCAACAACAACAACAACAAAUCCAGAGAUUAUCUUUUCCCACCUCCCCCUCCUCGGGGGGCAAUAUUCAGCCCUGAUAACAAGACCCAGUUCAUAGUUUUUAGUUACUGAUAUCUGUGAUGUUGUUUAGGGCAGGAACACAAGAACUGUCUACCAGUUUAGAGUCCUAAAUUUGGAUUUUGUUUGAAAACAAACAGGUGGAAGAUACUGCAGAAACGUAUUUUCCAAAAAAAAAAAAAAAAAAAUUUGUUUUUAAUCUUCUGUUUUAGUUUAAAAAUUAGAAAAGAAACAGGCCCAAUGCAAGAUGACAUCACUUACCGUUUUCUUCAGACCCGGAAGAAACACAGGUGAGGUUUCAAAUAUGGUGAAGGACAUCUCCCAGCUAAUACCAGAGCUUCCCAUUUUAUAUUUUAAAAUAUUGAACCGGAUUCUUUGGUGGGUAAAUUUUUCCAGAAAGAAUAUAGCAAUGUAUUCAGAAUUAUAUAAUUCUUUUAUAUGAGUUUCUGUAGCUUAACAUGAUGUUUCAAUGCUUAUUAUCAGCUGUGCAAUAAUGGUUAUAGCCUAUUUCUAAAUAAUUUAAAUGCAGUUCCCCUGUUUUAUUGUCCAAAA
Messenger RNA from Eubalaena glacialis (North Atlantic right whale), 7149 nucleotides. It is a transcript of the gene TULP4, whose product is annotated as TUB like protein 4. Gene Ontology annotation, molecular function: protein binding. The coding region runs from base 558 to 5198 and encodes 1546 amino acids. The record is from RefSeq and is a predicted model, not a curated record. The transcript has 14 exons. NCBI's taxonomy places the organism in Eukaryota, Metazoa, Chordata, Mammalia, Artiodactyla, Balaenidae.